Molecule: messenger RNA, 1572 nt
Organism: Corylus avellana
Lineage: Eukaryota; Viridiplantae; Streptophyta; Magnoliopsida; Fagales; Betulaceae
Product: peptidase, S9A/B/C family, catalytic domain protein (Protein of unknown function DUF829, transmembrane 53)
Source: RefSeq, a predicted model, not a curated record
AAAAAAAAAAAAAAGACCAGAAAGCAUGCCAUCCCACUCUUUCGUUUGAUCGAAAUUCGAAAUCCAGUUCUAUUCACAAAAGGCCAUUUUAGCAAGACAGAGAAUUGGAAAAUAGAUUCCAGGAAUUGACUUCUUGGGAAAAAGAAAGAAACGGAGGAGGGAAAUGUGGGGAUUUGGGGGUAGAUAUUAUUGGGGAAGAAGUGAAAUGGGUGGGAAAAUAGAGGGCCUAGUGGUGGUAUUCGCAUGGAUGUCGAGCCAGGAGAGGCACUUGAAGAGCUACGUGCAGCUCUACUCGUCUCUGGGCUGGAAGACACUCGUCUGCCACUCCGAGUUUCUCAAUUCGUUCUUCCCUGAGAAGGCCACAACUCUAGCAGUUGAUAUUCUCAAUGAACUUGUUCAGGAGCUAAAAAUUAGGCCAUGCCCUGUAGUCCUUGCUUCUUUUUCUGGUGGUCCUAAAGCUUGCAUGUACAAGGUCCUUCAGAUAAUUGAGGGGAAGUGUGAAGGACAACAAAAUCUGGAUGACUUCCGACUAGUUAGAGACUGUAUAUCUGGGCAUAUCUAUGAUUCCAGUCCAGUGGAUUUUACCAGUGAUAUGGGUACAAACUUUGUUCUUCACCCAACUGUUCUCAAAAUGUCCCAUCCGCCAAGAUUAGCAUCAUGGAUUGCCCACAGCAUUGCCUCUGGUCUUGAUACCCUCUUCCUCAGCCGGUUUGAAUCACAGCGCGCUGAGUAUUGGCAGACUCUGUACUCUUCUGUUAGCAUGCAGGCCCCAUAUCUCAUUUUAUGCUCCGAAAAUGAUGAUCUUGCUCCAUAUGAAGUUAUCUGCAAUUUUGCUCAACGAGUACAAGAUCUUGGGGGUGACAUUAAGCUAGUGAAAUGGAGUGACUCUCCUCACGUAGCUCAUUAUCGGCAUUAUCCGAUUGACUAUAAAGCUGCUGUGACCGAGCUCCUCAGUAAGGCAGCUAAAGUGUAUUCGCAAAGAAUUCGUCGACUUGAAGGAGAGAGGAUGGGCAUAGAAGGAACACAUGACGACAUACCCGAGCCAAUCGGUGACAUGAGGAAAGCAAUGAAGAACUCAAACAACUUUCAGGGAGUUGCUCUCGGACCAAGUGACCAUUACUUUGCGCCCAGUUUGAUGGAGUAUUACGGCGGUAGAGAUGUUGGGUCGGUGCAAGAUGAACGGAAGGAAGACUUAAUCCACCUGCAUAGUCUACCAAGCAUUAGUGCCCAUGGUGUUCUCGGUCAAAUCCUCUUUGAUGUGUGUGUUCCCAAGGAUGUCGAAGAUUGGGAUAUCAAAGCUAGUUCUUCAAAUGGUCGCCUAUUUUCUUCCACACGGAGGCAUGCUCCGUUUAAUCCCAUCAAAUGCAUACGUCGCUCUAGACUAUAAUCUCUUACUGGAAACUUGGGGCGUCUAUGAAUCUGCAGGAAUUAUAUCUUGUCCAAAGCACUCUGCUCGUACACUCCACAAAGAUCCCCGGAGAGAAGCUAGAGACAACAAAUGAGUAAUUGGGUUGUGAAAUGUAUAUUGUGGGCUGUUUUGUAGAUAAUAAGAAUGUGGCAUAAUUUUGAGCU